Fulvia fulva is the source of this 363-nucleotide messenger RNA. RefSeq lists its product as uncharacterized. The transcript is spliced from 3 exons. The coding region runs from base 1 to 363 and encodes 120 amino acids. Lineage: Eukaryota; Fungi; Ascomycota; Dothideomycetes; Mycosphaerellales; Mycosphaerellaceae. The record is from RefSeq and is a predicted model, not a curated record.
AUGGCAGCCCGUCUCCCCACCACCACCCUGCGCGCCCUCUCCUCCCGACCCACCACCGCCUUCGCGCCAACAACUCUCCGCCAACAUGCCUUGCUCAGCGCGCGAAGCUUCCAAACCAGCAGACCGAUGAUGGCGGAUACGGUUGUCUCACCGAAGAAGCCGAUUGGGGCGUUUCGGGGAUCACUAUUCGGGUUCCUGCUCGGAACGGUUCUGGCGGGAGGAGGGUUGUAUUAUUAUGUGGUGGAUGAGUAUAAGGUGUCGAACGAACUGCUGGUGGAGGAUAUUUAUGCUCUCCAGUCGGCUGUGCAGAGGUUAGAGGGGUAUGUUAAGGCGCUGGAGACGGAGGUUAAGACGAAGAAGUGA